GGGAGAGGGAAAUGGGGCAGAGAAGCUAGCCCAACCCUCUUUUGAAAAAUCUAUUUCCAAGUACCUUUCUUCCUUUUUAUAAGCAAACUCUGUCAUCGACAGUUGAGGUUUGUCCUCUACUGACCCACCCCAGCAGUGAUUUUGGAUGAAGAGUCGCCUCACCCCCCCCCCCCACGACCCCCAAUCCUUUAGUUGGGGCUCAGGGUUGAUGCUGCUUCAUCAGGAGCCAGUUGUCAGGAUGACAGCCCAGCCCCAGCAGGAGCUAUAAACUUCAACCAGCCACAAGAGUGUGCAUGUGAGGUGACUGCAACAUUUUCCCUGCCAAACCAGAAUUAGCCGGUAUAGGAAUGAAAGAGUGUGGAGACUUGAGCUUGCACAGGCUGGACGCUCAGCUCUUACUCAAAUACCCCAGAGCCCCCCAGUUCUGCAGGGCAAAGGGCUGAGGGUAACUGAGGCUACCUACACCUGCUUGAGCCGGCCGGGGGCAGCGGUCAAGAGGAGCUGGAGGGCCGGGGUACCGCAGCUCCAGGAUGAGAGGUGCCACUGCAGCCAGCCUCAGCGUUCAGGAGCUCCGGGAGCAACAGAAAGGAGCUGGGGAGCCCAGGAGCAGCGCCCUGUGAAGCUGCUGACCCCGGGCUGGCCGGGAGCGACUAUUAUAGAAAAAUGUACACCAGUCAUGAAGAUAUUGGGUAUGAUUUUGAAGAUGGACCAAGAGAAAAGAAGACUCAUAAGCCUAACCCCAACAUUGAUGGUGGCUGGGCUUGGAUGAUUGUCCUUUCCUCUUUCGUGGUACACAUACUCAUCAUGGGGUCCCAGAUGGCACUAGGUGUGCUGAACAUGGAAUGGCUUGAAGAAUUCCAUCAGAGUCGAGGCUUGACUGCCUGGGUUAGCUCCCUUAGCAUGGGGAUCACACUCAUCGUGGGACCUUUCAUUGGCUUGUUCAUUAACACAUGUGGCUGCCGCAAGACCGCCAUCAUGGGCGGGAUUCUGAAUGCCCUGGGCUGGGUCCUGAGUGCCUAUGCCACCAACGUGCAUUAUCUCUUCAUCACAUUCGGAGUAGCGGCUGGGUUUGGCAGCGGUAUGGUCUAUCUCCCCGCAGUGGUCAUGGUGGGACAGUAUUUUCAGAAGAGACGAGCUCUAGCUCAGGGUCUUAGUACAACUGGAACAGGAUUUGGUACCUUCCUCAUGACCGUCUUACUAAAAUAUCUUUGUUCAGAAUAUGGAUGGAGAAGCGCAAUGUUCAUCCAGGGGGCCGUCUCCUUGAACCUGUGUGUUUGUGGAGCCCUCAUGAGGCCUCUCACUCCCAAUGAAACCCAAAGCAAAAAAGAUCUUAAGAACAAAGAUGGCGAGAGAGAACUCAAACUCCCUCUUUCUCAUUCGACUGAGUCGAUAAAAUCAAAUGGGCAUCUAAACAAAACAGAAGAGAAAGAGGAUGGGCCGGUGAAGGAGGAAAUGCUCAGCAACUCCCCAGCCCCAGAGAGCAAAGGCAAAGACAAAGUUCAACACGGAAAGAACAUGUACGCUCUUCGGAUUCUUAAGAUAGUGAGCCAACUUACCAUUAGAGUCAGGAAGGGAUUCUGGGACUGGUACUCAAGUUAUUUUGGAACUGCAUCCCUAUUUACCAAUAGGAUGUUCGUAGCUUUUAUUUUCUGGGCUUUGUUUGCCUACAGCAGCUUUGUCAUUCCAUUUAUUCAUCUCCCAGAAAUAGUCAAGCUGUAUAAUCUGUCUGAACAAAAUGACGUUUUCCCCUUGACUUCGAUCAUAGCAAUAGUUCAUAUCUUCGGAAAAGUGAUCCUUGGAAUCGUGGCUGACCUGCCCUGCACCAGUGUUUGGAACGUCUUCCUGAUGGCCAACUUGAGUCUCGUCAUCAGCAUCCUCAUUCUGCCAUUGAUGCACACCUAUGCCAGCCUGGCAGCAAUGUGUGCCCUGAUAGGCUUUUCCAGUGGGUAUUUCUCCUUAAUGCCUGUGGUGACCGAAGAUCUGGUGGGCAUAGAACAUCUUGCGAAUGCCUAUGGCAUCAUCAUUUGUGCCAAUGGGAUAUCUGCUUUGCUGGGACCACCAUUUGCAGGUUGGAUCUAUGAUAUCACCCAAAAAUACGAUUUUUCCUUCUACAUAUGUGGCUUACUUUACAUGGUGGGAAUGCUCUUUUUGCUCAUCCAACCUUGUAUCCGACUGAAGGAACAACCAAGAAAGAAAUACAUGGAAGGCACCCAUGUUUAGUGCUGCUUGAAAUGGAGAUGGCAGCUCUUGGCUUCCCCUCGCCGUUGCUGACCUAAAGAACAACAAAGGUAUCCCAUUUGGGGAACUACUCUGCCGGGCACUAUUCCAAAUGCCAGCUCAGUUGAUACAGAGGAGAUGAUCCAUCAGAGCUGGGUCAGUCAAGAAUUUCCAGAAGCAUCCUCAUAAAAGCAAAUACCUUGUCAUACAUAGGGCCCUCAGCGUUUGCAUUAAAAGGAGAGAGAGAGAGAGAGAAAGAAGUAAAAACAAACAAAAAAAAUAAGAGAAAAAUAAACAUGAAACCUCUUUACAAUCACUUCCUUUGUGAUGGGGGGGGGGGGGAGAAGAAGAAAAAUUUAUCAGACUCUUUACCCUAAGCAGGCUGAUAACUUGGUUUGUAAGCACAGACUGUGGCUAGAUUUCUGAACCAACUCUUCUUGCCUACAGAGAAUUGCUCACGGAUCCAUGUAAAAUAAAACUGGCCUAUGCUCGAAAUUCACGUAGUUUUGUACAAUUUAAAAAUGUUUCUAUGAUAAAGAAAUGAAUGCAAUUUAUAUUUUUCUCAAUGAAUUCUGAAGCUUAUAACAUUGUCACUCGCUAAGAUGAUCUUGAUACAUUUUCAAAAUAGGGGAAACAAUAGUCAUAGGCUACUAGUGAACCAAGGGCUAUUGCAUUUUAGGCACUUUGAUUCUGAUAUUCCCUGUCUCUGAUUUAAAGGCAAAACUUUGGGUAAAUAAAAACUGAAGGGAGAGGGAGCAAUUGGGGGCAGUGCUGUGGUUUCCUUGUAUAUAAAAUCUAGAAUCUUUUAUGGCCAUCUUGAAAGGACUGUUGUAAAAAUAAACUGUUUAGUCUUUGAAAAAUUACUUGCAGACUCCAAUGAUACGGCAAGAAGACUGGCAUGCUAUGAUAAGCUAAUAAAAGCUACUACAGGUGCGCUCCUAGCAAUACAAUAAUCUUUACAACUAGCUAGCUCUGGGGCAGUGAGCUAGCACAGUAAAUAGAGAGCCAGGCCUGGAGAUUUCGAAGGUCCUUGGUUCAAAUAUGGCCUCAGAUGCUUCCUGGCUGUGUGACCUUGGGCAAGUCACUUAACCUCAAUUGCCUAGCCCUUCCCACUCUUCUGCCUUAGGACUGAUACUAAGACAGAUGGCAAGGGUUUAAAAACAAACAUAACUAGCUAGCUCUCCACUCUGGUCAUUCCCAUUACUAAGCAGAUAAUUCAUUUACUUGUAUUUCCAACAGUUUUGUUUAAAUAGCUUUGUUUAAAUGGCUUCUGGACAAAGGAAUCACCCUGUCCUUGAGUCAUCAAACUUUAAAGCUACAAAAUGCCUUUCCCAGACGCCCAGCCCAAAAGCUUUAAACUUUUUUAUGGAAUUCCUGGUGGUGGUUGCACAAAAUAUAAGCAAAGGUUUCAUGGAAAAACCUGAAUUUUGGUGAUUUAAAAAUAUUUAAUGAAAUUGAAUUAGUAAAAAAAUAAAUAAAAAUUUUGAAAUAUUUAAUAUGAAACUAUGUGUUCAAAAUACUUACUUUGUAUGGUUUUUAGGGUCAGAGAUUAAAAAUUGGAUUAGUUCCCUUUUUAUGUGCUAAAAUUUUCCUAAAACCCUUUUAUCUAGGUGGCACAGUAGAUAGAUCAUAGAGCCUGAAAUUUUAAGCACUUAAUAACUGUGUGACCCUGGGCAAGUCACUUAACCUUGUUUGCCUCAGUUCCUCAUCUGUUAAAAAAUGAACUGGAGAAGGAAAUCUCUGGUAUCUUUGCCAAGAAAACCUCAAAUGGGGUCACAAGAGUCAGACACAACUGAAAAACAAAACAGCUUUUUAGCCUAGACACAACCAAAAUGGCACCUGAGUUUUGAGAGAAGUCCAUAACACUUGAGUCAGAAUAUAAAGAGGAUAACAAGCCCAAACUAAGAUUCACUCAUUGACACAAUACUUGUUUGUUUGUCAAGGGCAGUUCCAUCUGCUUUUGGAUUGUGUUUAUGGAUUCUGUCAAUAUAUUUCUCUUUUUUAAAAAAAGUGCCCAUAUCUUCUGUCUCAGAAUCAGUACUGUGUAUUGGUUCCAAAGCAAAACAGCAAUAAGGACUAGGCAAAGGGGGUUAAGUGACUUGCCCAGGGUCUCCCAGCUAGGAAGUGUCUAGGCCAGAUUUAAACCCAGGACCUCUGAUCUUUAGACCUGGCUCUCUAUCCAUUAAGCUACCCAGCUACCCCCUCUCAAUACAUUUCAAGACAAGGGUUCCAUGGUCAAAAUCGUUGAAAAAUAUCCAUUUAGUCCAAUUCCCUCACUUGUAAGUGAAAAACUGAGGUCUAGCUUCAUCAAAGUGAAAACCUAAUUAAGAGCAAAAUUGAGGCUAGAUGUGAAAUAUCCCGACUCCCACCCCAGUGCCUGCUUUCCUACAUCCUACAUUGCUCUCUACGAUCCAUUUUUCUAAGUCAAACCUUUGUCAGAUUGCAGAAUGAUCCAAGAAACAUUUUGAAAAUUUCUGGCUGCCUUAAUUGUUUACACAUAGUUUAGAACUAUAUGAUAUUCUACUGAAAUUUUUCCCAUUUCAAAAUCAUUUCAGUUUCUCAGGGCUUGUGAACACAGUGUGAAAUGCAUCUGAGAUACCCAAAUCUUGUUUAUUCACGGUAAAAGAAAGGCAGAAAUAGCUCUGAGAAGAUACAUAUGUGUGUGUACAUAAAUACAUACACAUAUAUAAUAUUUAUUAAAAUCACCCAACCAAAUUUUAGCCAAUAGCUUCAAUCUCUUCUACCAAACCUUUCACUAGAACAGGUAAUAAAAUGGAUUUCUUUCUCUCGUCUCCAUUUUUCUUGCCCUACACUCUGGUGGAAAGGGUUGAUUAGUGACGUGAACAAGAGAGAGACAGCCCACGAGAGGGAGAAACAAAGUCACUUCACCUGCUAAUAAUCAAAAGUCGCCCAUUCUAUAGAAAAUAGAUUGCAUGUCAUCCUCUCUCUUCAGUCCAAUGUGAUAAUGACUAGUUUUGUCACUGUUCGACCAAGCAAAGUGACUUAGGUCUUGAGCCUUUUCUGUAUAGUUAAUAUAGUGUUAGGAAUAUAACCAAUAGCAUGGGAAAACUACUGUAAUCAUUUUAGGACAUUACUUAAAUUUUCUGAUGAAACCAAAUAAACAAGGGAUGAUAUGGCAGACUGUAUCACUGGUGCUACAGCUAAUGCAUUCUGAUGCACAUAUCAUUGGCUUUGGGUCACUCAGAGGAAGUAGAAAGCGUAUGUAUUUUUUCCGUAACUGCCUGGACUUGAACCACUGAAAAGGUCAGGCUGUUCAGGUUCAGUGUUGUCAUAGUUGUUCAUGGAGUCACGUCCGUAUGGGAAUAAUGAGUUCUAUCUGUUAGAAUUUUUUGCUUUAUUAAAACAAUGAAAUUUGCUGACAGUAUUGUUUUUUUAAUAUGUACACACAUGUAUUAUGAUUUGGAAAGAGUGCCAGAAAUAUGAAGUAGAGCAAUGCUUUUUGCGGAAUAAAUUCUAUGAUUUCAAGUGCUCAGAAGACUAUUACUGGGGCUGGGGGUGGAGUUCUCUGUAUAUUUAUAUUGUUUGUUUUAUAAUUUGUCUCCAUAGAUACAAAUGAUUUUUUUUUAGAUACAACUAUGAAAUAAAAUUUGUCUUCUUAAGAGAA
Molecule: messenger RNA, 5842 nt
Organism: Monodelphis domestica (gray short-tailed opossum)
Lineage: Eukaryota; Metazoa; Chordata; Mammalia; Didelphimorphia; Didelphidae
Gene: SLC16A14
Product: solute carrier family 16 member 14
Biological process (GO): monocarboxylic acid transport; transmembrane transport
Molecular function (GO): monocarboxylic acid transmembrane transporter activity
Source: RefSeq, a predicted model, not a curated record